UCCAAGCAUUGAAAAAUCGGCCCUUAUUCAACUAUUUUUAUUUGUUUCUUCUAUCGUUUCCUCCUAUCCUUCUAUCCUUCCUGUACUGGAAGUAAUAUGAAUAAGAUAUAUACAAAAAUACACCUUUAACUAGUUGUAAUAAUAUGUUCAGAAAUGAAAUGGUUACUAUUUUAUUAAAUGUAAUAUAUCAUCAUCAUUGACGAUAAAUAGAUAAGUACCUAAUUCGAGACAAAAAUGCUAUCUAGUUCCAAACUUCGCUCUGCCACUGCAAAUUUCAAAACAAUUAGCUUGAACUAAUUUUUUUAUUUACGUACGUCUUAAUAACAUAAGCAAGUAAAUAGUAGUCAGGUGUAGUAAUUAUUGCAUCAAGAAGCUGUACUUAUACACGCUCUCUAAGUACACGAUCUACAUGCGAUCUACUUUAUUUGGCCAACCAUAAAACUGAUAAAAAUCGAAUUCCAUAAAAAAUGGAUUUAAUCAGAAAUAUUAUUCAUCAUAUUAAUUGUAGGUAUUAAUUAUUAUCAAAUUACUGAUAAUAAUUACUACCUUCAUCAAACAAUAUUUUAAUUAGAAAUUAAAAAUGAAGCAAGAUACAUUACAGCAAUCUAUCGAUCUAAUGCGCUUAAAUUAUAAUUUCUUGUAGUUAUGUUGAUUAAUUUAAAAUGUAUGUUGAAGAGUCACAAGGAAGGUAUUCUUAUUGUAAGAGUGUUUUUGUUUGGUCAUAUCUUAUUAUAAUUUGUAAACUAUCUGAUGAUCGGGACAUAAUUGAGAUGCGACAGUCCUAAGCGACAGUCGUUAAACAUCAUUCUUGUCGGUUGCAUCUCGAAAUGGUCCGUUAUUUUGUCAUUCUAAUAUUUCUAACUGGUAUAAUUUGUGACGGUAGUAGAGAAAAGCAAGGGAAGCGGAAAAAUGAUGUCGGUGACAAAUCAUUAUGGAAAAAAGAAUACGAGAGUGAAUUAACAGACGCUAUGUUGUCUUCGAAACGCCUUAAGAAUGCCACGCGAAUCGCUCAAUCACCAACGACAACUGACAACGAAAUGGUAAUAGAAAAACUCGUCGAAUCGAUCACGUCCAGUGAACAGUACCUCAAGAAGGUGGAAAGCAUAGAUUUCAGAUUAAACAGAUUAGACAUAGAAAUACACGAGAAAACCAAUAGCAUUCUUAAAUACUUAACGGAGAUCAUUCAAGCCAUUCAAAAUAUGGGUAAUUCGGAGAGUAUAGAACCAGCUUUAGAAAAACUUAAUAAGGAUAUUAGCGAAAUUAAGCUUUACUUUGAAAAAAAUCCACGAGCAACGGGAAAGGUGGAAGGAGCAGAGUAUCAAGUAGACGCGUCGCUAGACAGCCGGCUCGCGUAUUUGGAGAGCCACAUGAAAAAUAUAAUGACGAGCAUCGAAUCCAUUGCAUCUGUGAUUUCGGAAGUAAAAACGCGCCAAAGCGCUCGAAUAGUCUCAAAACCUGAUGCCGGAGGAUCCUUGGAAGCCAUUGGCCUAAUUUCAGAGUUUAGACGAGCUCUGCAGGAACAAAAAAUGAAAAAGUGUGACUGCAAGUUUGGAAGAGUUGACCGCGUUGAAAGGUAUCCAACGGAUUGUCAAGAAAUUCAAUUGCAAGGCUUUAAUGUGUCUGGUAUUUACAAGAUUCGACCAGAUGAUAUGGAGCCCUUUUAUGUACUGUGCGAUCUUAAUACGGUUGGCGGAGGUUGGACUGUCAUACAGAAUCGCUUUGACGGUUCCCAAGAUUUCUACAAGAGCUGGUCUGACUACAAGCAUGGGUUUGGCAAUUUAGCUGGCGAAUUCUGGCUUGGGCUGGAAAAACUGAAUUAUCUCACGAACCAGAAGCUUUACGAAUUGAGGAUAGAGAUGGAAGCGCAGACGGGGCAGGAGGUGUCGGCGUCGUACUCCGUGUUCACUGUCGGGCCGGAGUAUGAGGGGUACAGAAUAAGCACGUUAGGCUCUUAUAGGGGAAAUGCUGGUGAUUCAUUGUCAUACCACGCGGGUCAGAAGUUCUCGACGUUUGACGUAGACAACGAUGAGUGGAGAGAUGGCGCGUGUGCCGUCGAACAUGGUGGCUCUUGGUGGUACAAGGAGUGUGACAAAAGUAAUUUGAACGGCAAGUACACUACGCCAGAGGAACACCACGGGCAGUCGAUCUAUUGGAUCUCGUUCAUGGGGCCCAGCUCACCACUUGCCAAGACGAGGAUGAUGAUACGGCCCUUGCCAGCCAGUCGACCUGCUGAUACCGAACAAUCUAGGAAAAUUCUAGACGCCCCAAAACCCCGGCCAAGUGAGAAGCAGAAGCCCCAUAAGGACGUGAGAGGGCCCUACGACAUGGCCCGUCGCCCGCCCUACCGCUAUGAAGACGCAGAAAGAUUCUUCCCGACUUAUGCUUAGAUAUUUAAUGUUAACUCAUAUAAAAACCCUUAUUGUAGCCAUACUUGUUAUUGAUACGGAUAAGUAAGAAUUUACAAGAUACAUAGCUGUUUAUUGUAGGAAAUGCUUGCGAUAUUUAUAAUUUAUAUUUUCAUAGCAAAAAAAUUAUCUAAAGUGAUGAUAAGAUUAUAUUAUGUUACCCUCCAAGCUUUGAAAAUAAACUACAGUACCUAUUUAAACGACGUAUUAUAAACAUAAUUCAUUCGCUGAAUAAUGGGUUUUUGUAAAUUGACGUCUUCAAUGCAUUAUUUUAGCUCUGUUUCUUUUAUAGUUCUUAUGUUUCAACGUUUAUUUAAACAUCAUUAUGUGAAUGUUGAAGUUGGUCGUAAAUAAAGUUUUACUUAAAAUACCACAA
Colias croceus (clouded yellow) is the source of this 2781-nucleotide messenger RNA. Its product is annotated as angiopoietin-related protein 7-like. NCBI's taxonomy places the organism in Eukaryota, Metazoa, Arthropoda, Insecta, Lepidoptera, Pieridae. The transcript is spliced from 8 exons. The record is from RefSeq and is a predicted model, not a curated record. Bases 828 to 2387 code for a protein of 519 amino acids.